AUGGAGAAGGUGAAGAAGGAGGGCAGUUUAUCCAAGAAUGACAAGGAUGAUUUGUCAAAACAGAUGGAGAAGGUGGAGGAGGAGGGCAGUUUAUCCAAGAAUAACAAGGUCAAUUCAUCAAAACAGAUGGAGAAGGUGGAGGAGGAGGUGCAAACAAUGCCAAAGGGCCAGAUGGUACUGAUGAAUGUGCAGGGUGGUUUAUCCAGCUUGAAUGAUGAGGCAGCAGACCCUGAGUUAUGGCUGGAGAAGAAACUGAGGUUCCCAAGGGAGCAGCAGACAACAUCAGAGGUAGAGGGAAUAAUAUCUCAGGACUCAGAAAGCUGUCAAUGUUAUCCAGCCCCCAUUUGCAUCUCUAAUUGCCAUGCACUAGUCCUAGAGGAUGGGACAGCAAGCCUGGAAGUAUGGCACAGGCUCGUACCUCAGGGAUUUGUCCAUUAG
Messenger RNA from Suillus subaureus, 438 nucleotides. RefSeq lists its product as uncharacterized. The transcript has 4 exons. Lineage: Eukaryota; Fungi; Basidiomycota; Agaricomycetes; Boletales; Suillaceae. The coding region runs from base 1 to 438 and encodes 145 amino acids. The record is from RefSeq and is a predicted model, not a curated record.